CUCCAGGCAGUCCUCCAGAGAACGUGAUGGCUCGGGCAGCUAGCGCCACUACUGUCAUUGUCACCUGGGAUGAGCCUAAGAUUCCCAACGGCGUGAUACAGGGAUACAAGGUGUUCUACACCACCUCUCCGGAGGAGCCCAUCUUUUUCUGGACGCAGCAGGAAGUCAAGAACGACAACCGAAUGGCCACCAUCACUGGCUUGACCCCGAAUAUGACCUACACCAUCAGUGUUUUGGCCUAUUCCAGCAUUGGUCAAGGCCCUAUGUCCCACCCGAUCCAAGUUCUGACCACCCAAGGAGUGCCCUACCAGCCGUUGAACCUGGUAGCAGAACCCAUCUCCCCAAAUGUGAUCCUGGUGAAGUGGGAACCCCCACAGGAAGCCGACAGCAUCAAAAGUUAUGAGCUUUACUUCAAUGACUCCCACUACAGACAGAACGGGAGGGUCAGCAUUGAUCCCCCUGUUCACAACUACAGACUCAUCAACUUGACACCUGACACAGUCUAUCAUAUACAGGUCUCAGCAAAAUCUGCACGUGGUGAAGGACCUCGUACGCCCACAGUCCAGGUUCAUACACCUCCAUUCACUCCAGAAGCUGCACCUGAAGACGUUAGCGGGAGUGCUGUCAGUGAGAAAGAAAUUCAUGUCACUUGGAAGCCCCCAGAUCCGAAAAAGCAGAAUGGCAAACUGGAAGGUUAUAAAGUGUACGCUGUAGAGAACGGCAAUGGGAAGACAGAUAAAGAUGCGGUUGAGAAGAUGGUGGGAGCAGACCAACUGUCAGUUACCAUAGACGGGCUGAAAACCUGGACUGACUAUAAAGUGUGGGUUGUUGCCUUCAACAAAGUUGGAGACGGUCCACCAUCAGCACCAGUUGUCAUCAAGACUGAUGAAGAUGUUCCCGGAGAGCCGAAGAAAGUCAGAGUGGAAGCAGUCAAUUCCACCGCCAUCUUUGUGGAAUGGGAUGCUCCACAAGCCAAGGAACAGAAUGGUGUCAUUAGAGGCUACCAGGUUCACUACAUUGAGGCCAACAGCAACGAUGAGCCAAUCCCUGGUGCCAGGGAGCAGAGCUUUGACACACACGACCCAACAAAGACGGAUGCUUUGAUAACGGGUCUUAAACCUGAAACCAGGUACCUGAUCCAGGUGGCAGCGUACACCAGAAAGGGUGACGGACUGAGGAGUAGACAGAAGAUACUCACCACAAAAGGAGCAGUGCCCUCGCCACCGAGAAGCUUGCAUGUGAACCUUGUUCAGGAUGACCCACCGAGUGUCAAGGUCACAUGGCAGCGACCAGCAGAGACUCAUGGAGAUAUCAAAAACUACCGGAUCAUUUGGGGACCUCGUGGUGAAAGAUAUGAUGAGAUCGUGUUGAACUCUGAGAUCUACUCCUACCUCACUAACACACUGGAUAAAGGUACAACAUAUGAAUUUAGAGUAUCAGCCAAGAAUGAAGUGGAUUAUGGUGAGAGAGCUGUGGCUACAAUCACAACACCAGAUGGAGCACCCUCAGGCGCCCCGCAGAACUUCACAGCCACAGGUUUGACUGAGACCUCUGUACGUUUGACCUGGGACUUGCCAGCCCGUAAUUUACGUAAUGGUGACAUUGUUAUGUACCAGAUAACUUACCAUAAACUGUCUGACCCAAUCAAUGAAGAGGAUCUCAACAGCACCGACACAUUCGUCGACCUGGUCGGCCUUGAGAUGAACACAGAUUACAUCUUUAAGAUUAAAGCCUAUACAAGUCGAGGAGCCGGACCCUGGAGUAACCGCCUACACUUUCGGACAUUUGGUAGAAUGCCACCACCGCCCAAAAAUGUUAAAGCCCGUCGCACAUCAGACACCACUAUUGAGGUACGAUGGGACGAGCCUGACACCCCUGUGUCUGGAUAUAAGAUAUUCUACAAUAUGUUUGCGACCCCUGCCAUGUAUGUGUGGCAGCAGAUGGAAACAGGCCCCUAUACUGUAGCUGAUAUAACAGGAUUGGAGCCACUGACUGUGUAUGCUAUACGUGUUCAAGCCAAGUCUGUGGAUGGUCGGUAUGGAAAUAUGUCUGAAACAAUCACAACAGACGUACGGGAAGUCCAACGUGAUGAUGCAGUGCAGCGGUUUAGAGUCACUCAGAGACUUACCAACCAGGUCAAGCUGUCCUGGGACAAGCCACGGAGGGAGGAUGUCCAGAGCUACAUGCUCCGGUAUGACGGUAUCAAGACAUACAGGGAGGACAACGAGUUGAAACAGGUGUCUUUUGAGUCCAAGGAGGUGAAGAUCAACCACCAGCACACAACCUGGACUGUGACAAACCUCAAGCCGAAGAUGAAGUUUGAGUUCAACAUCAGUGCUGUGUUCAGAGAUGGAGAGGAGGGUUCGCAGCAGUCCCUGGUCACUGAGACUCUGAUUGAUGCCCCGCCCCGUGUUGAGAAGCCCACAAUCCUGGCUGUACAGAAGGGCACCAUUCAGAUGGGGCUGAAACGAGCGUCUGAGAAAAAUGGGCCCAUCAGCCAUUAUCAUAUUAUUGUGGUUCCUUCCAAGUCUGGCCUGACGAAACUACCAUCAGACUACACUCUUGAGGAGCUGACCAAGGAGAGGAUGAGCACAGACAUGCCAGCAUCUCAUCCCUACAUUGCAGCCAGAUUUGAGUCUCAGUCUCUCCCAUCCGAGUUCUACUUGGGCAAUAACCAGGAGUAUGGCUCAUUCUCCAAUCGGCCCUUAAACACAGAUGACCGCUACCGAGUCUUCUUAAGGGCAUAUUCUGUAGACCAGCGCCUGUACACGUCCAGUGACUUCUCAGACGAGAUCAGCAUCUCAUCCAUCAUCGGAUCACAUCCUCCAAGGGGAAGCACUGGCGAUAAAGGGAACCAGAAAAAGGUUAAGGAUGCAGAAGUCUAUGGUGAGGACAGCCAGGUCAAGGAUUUCAACGAUGCCGACGCCAGUGCCCUGUUGACCAUCGUCGCUCCGACGUGUGCCGGGGCUGUAAUCGUCAUUAUCAUCUGUGCCAUCAUCUGCUUCAUUUUCAUGAGGUCAAAGAAAAAGACCAAAGGAGAUCCAAUGGAGCCUGAAGCCAAGGCAUUGAUGAUUGAGCCACCUUCAUAUUCAGUGGAUCCUGUGGAAAUGAGGAGACAGCACUACCAGACCCCAG
Candidula unifasciata is the source of this 3135-nucleotide messenger RNA. Lineage: Eukaryota; Metazoa; Mollusca; Gastropoda; Stylommatophora; Geomitridae. The record is from the annotation of a GenBank genome assembly.